Messenger RNA from Capsicum annuum, 1122 nucleotides. RefSeq lists its product as uncharacterized. Bases 1 to 1122 code for a protein of 373 amino acids. NCBI's taxonomy places the organism in Eukaryota, Viridiplantae, Streptophyta, Magnoliopsida, Solanales, Solanaceae. The record is from RefSeq and is a predicted model, not a curated record. The transcript is spliced from 3 exons.
AUGGAAGAUGACUGUGUGCAUAUGGAAGAUGUUUCAUCGGACUCACAAGAUGUAGAAGAAUACUGUGGAAUAGGAUCCCAACCAGUACAUUCCUUCUCUGGCGGAACCAAUUUCUAUCGUAAUCAAAUAUUUGUCGACAAGAAACAACUCAAAAUGCUACUAAACGGAGCAGUGGUGAGGCAGUCUUUUGAUUAUCGUAUGGAGAAGAGCUACACCAAAUUAUUGAAGGCGAAAUGCAUAUAUCCUAGUUAUGGCUGGAACAAUAGAAUCACCAAUUCCUUCUCCCGGGUAUACAGUCAUGCACAUCAUGGACUUUGCAUGAGGCACCUUGCUGAAAAUCUCUAUGUAAAUCAACACUGUGGAGAACAUCUUUGUCUAUUCUUUGCUGCGGCAAAGGCGUAUUCCUUUGAUGAGUUUAGCGAGAAUUUUGAGGAAUUGAAGUAUAAUUGCCCCGAGGCAGCACAUGUUCUUGAAAAUGUACUUGGCUUUGAAAAAUGGAGUAGAGCACACUUCCUAGGCAAUAGGUACGAUGUGAUGACCACAAAUAUCGUCGAGUCGCUCAACUCGAUUUUGAUGGAUGAACGGGAGUACCCUGUAUCGCACAUAUUCAAUUCAAUUGCUAAAAUAUUUGGUAAAAAGUUUAGGGAGCGGUAUGCCUAUGUCGAUGAUAAAGAGAACAUAUUUGUUCCUUGUGCGGAAAAGAUCCUAAGGGGUAACAAGAGUGUGAGCGAUUCUUUGUAUGUGAAUAAUCCAAACGGGGUUCUCGACCAGUACACGGUGUUCAGCAAUGGUGUUACUGCCAAGUUCAAUCUCUUGGAGAGGAGUUGUUAUAGAAACUCCUUCUAUCAGUACUCUUCACCAAUUUAUAAAGCUGCAAGUUACCUCCUCUCAUACUCGGAAGUAAUUAACGUUGUCCCUCCAGAGGCUGAAUGGAAUAUACCACAGGAAUUGCUAGACACUAAAAUUUCUCCACUCCCCUACGAUCCAAAACUCGGAAGGAAGAAAGUAAAAAGAACUAAGGGCAUCAGUGAGAUGUUCAAGUCCAAAAGGAGGAAUAGAUGUUCAAUAUGCAAGAAAUCUGGGCACAAAAGAACCACGUGUAGCAUGGCCAACAAAUCAUAG